Messenger RNA from Nymphaea colorata (pocket water lily), 651 nucleotides. RefSeq names its product aspartic proteinase CDR1-like. The coding region runs from base 1 to 651 and encodes 216 amino acids. Gene Ontology annotation, cellular component: extracellular region. The transcript has 3 exons. NCBI's taxonomy places the organism in Eukaryota, Viridiplantae, Streptophyta, Magnoliopsida, Nymphaeales, Nymphaeaceae. The record is from RefSeq and is a predicted model, not a curated record.
AUGAAACUCUCACUUGGUACACCAUCCCACCUCUACUGGGCCACUCUCGUCACUGUUAGCGACCUCAUAUGGACGAUGUGCCGUCCUUGUGACUCCUGCUCCGGCCAAACAUCAAUGUUUGAUCCACUUCAGUCGUCCACCUACAAGAGCCAGACGUGCUGUGCCAGAUCUUGCAUGGAACUGCCCAUUCAUGGUUGCACUAUCAACCAACUUUGCGGAUUCAUAUAUUCCUAUGAAGACAAAUCCUUCGUAGAAGUGAUACUGGCCUCGGAAACGCUCUUGUUUGACAAUGGUGCUGGCACCGUCAAGCUUCCAGAAAUUGUCUCUGGUUGUGUUCAUCAGGAUGGCCAUCCUAAUCCCUCCUUGCUUGAAGUUCCUGACCUUGUUGGCCUCGGAGGUGGUCCUCUCUCACUUGUAAAUCAGAUUGGCUCUUCUAUUGAUGAUAAAUUUGCCUACUGUCUUCCUCCCAAUAUGAAAUCACGUCAGACAGCUCAAAUCCGGAUGGUUGAAAGUGUAAUCGCCUGCUUAGCCAUUAAAGACGGAGAGGUGCCCAUCUUCGGGAAUGUUGUGCAGCCGAACAUGCAUGUGAAGUAUGAUUUGGGGAAGAGGCUGCUUUCUCUUGCACCAGCUGAAUCUUUGGACGCUGCUUAA